Molecule: messenger RNA, 1641 nt
Organism: Monomorium pharaonis (pharaoh ant)
Lineage: Eukaryota; Metazoa; Arthropoda; Insecta; Hymenoptera; Formicidae
Gene: Arp6
Product: actin-related protein 6
Exons: 3
Coding region: 203-1378 (391 amino acids)
Cellular component (GO): Swr1 complex
Molecular function (GO): nucleosome binding
Source: RefSeq, a predicted model, not a curated record
AAUAGUGUACUGUGUCUCCGACACUCCGACUCGAACGCGUCGAAGUGGAGAGAGCUGUGAGGAACGAGAAAAUCGAGGAAUGUGUUACGGUCGACUCAAAUUUGCCCAACGGCCGUUGGAAAAUCCGAGCCUUAAUAAUAGCCCUUACUAGCAAAUAUAUCAGAAUUAUAUUUAAAAUUUUAUUUGCUAUAUUUUUUAAACUAUGACUAACUCCACUUUUAUUCUUGAUAAUGGUGCUUACACGGCAAAAGCUGGUCUAACCAAUGAAACGCCCAAAUUAGUUCCGAAUUGUAUAAUGAAAGCAAAAAGUGAACGGCGUAGACCUUUUGUUGGCAAUCAAAUCGAGGAGUGCAGAGACGCUUCUGGGUUGUUUUAUAUCUUACCGUUUCAGAAAGGUUAUCUAGUGAAUUGGGAUGUUCAAAAGACUGUAUGGGACUAUAUAUUUUCAAAAGAAUCUUGUUCAGUUAACUUAAGUCAGCUGUCUGUAAUAGUAACUGAACCUAUAUUCAACUUUUCAAGUAUCCAAGAGGCUAUGACAGAGAUUUUCUUUGAAGAAUAUGAGUGUCACAGUCUUCUAAGAAUAAAUGCAGCGAGUCUUUCAUGUUAUAAAUAUAGAGUGGAGUAUCCUGGUGUAAAAUGCUGUAUAGUAGUAGAUAGCGGCUACAGUUUUACGCACAUUAUUCCUUAUAUUAAUGAUACAAAGGUAAAGGAAGGAAUACGAAGGAUAGAUGUAGGUGGCAAACUUUUGACAAAUUACUUGAAAGAAAUAAUAUCGUAUCGUCAGCUGCAUGUUAUGGAUGAAACAUAUGUAAUUAAUCAGGUGAAGGAGGAUUGUUGUUUUGUAUCUCAAGAUUUUUUUAAGGAUAUGGAAUUGGCCAAACGUAAAUUGGAGAGUAAUACUAUUGUUAAAGAUUAUGUUUUGCCAGAUUAUACCACUCUGCGACGUGGAUAUCUUAAGGAUCCUGAACCAUCUAAUGAGCAACAAACUUUACGUUUGACUAACGAGAGAUUUGCGAUACCAGAAAUAUUAUUUCAUCCAUCAGAUGUUGGUAUUCGACAAAUAGGUAUUUCAGAAGCUAUUAUGGAUUCCAUAAAGGCUUGCAGUGAAGAAACAUGGCCUCAUUUUUUAUCCAAUAUUAUUCUUAUUGGUGGUAAUGCAAAAUUUCCAGGAUUUAAAGACAGAAUUUACAAAGAAAUCAGAAGUUUAGCUCCAGCUGAAUAUCCUGUGAAUGUCUACUUGCCCCAAAACCCAAUUACAUACUCGUGGCUUGGUGGAAAGCAACUUUCACAAGACACAAUAUUUCCUAGUCUUUUGGUAACGAGAGAAGAAUACGAAGAAGAGGGACCAUCUCUAUGUUUUGAAAAAUUUGACAUAUAAUUCUUUUCUUGUUAUGUACAAUUACUAAUAAAUAAUUCCAUUCAUCAUUCAUUGGGAGCUUUCCAGUAAGAGACACAAAUUGACAGCAGUAAUUUUGUCUUUGUCUCUCAUUGAAUAUCAAAGACAGAAAUACUGUUGUCAAUUUGUGUCACUUGCUGAAAAGCUCCCACUAUCAUUCGCUGUCAGUAACAUCACAUCAUGAACAAUUAUACUUCGGCACAAAGAUCAAACAAAACAAAAUAAAUAUAAAUUUAGAAAAAAAA